This is a messenger RNA of Lachancea nothofagi CBS 11611, 1353 nucleotides long. The record is from the annotation of a GenBank genome assembly. Lineage: Eukaryota; Fungi; Ascomycota; Saccharomycetes; Saccharomycetales; Saccharomycetaceae.
AUGUCACGUUUAUCGAUUUACAACUUCCCAUCUAAACACCUAGCAAUGAACAGAUUCGACAGACAAUUGCGAUUGUGGGGGACGCAUGGGCAACAAAGAGUUGAGGCAGGACGCGUGUGUGUAGUGGGAUCAUCUGCACUGUCUACAGAAAUUUUGAAGAAUUUGAUGUUGCCGGGAGUAAGAGAUUUAACGUUAAUAGGUCUGAAAUCUGAAAGCUACAUUCAAGAUCAAUUUUGGGACUUUGCCUCGUGGAACAUCGUCCAGAUGGAUUGGGAUGCUAAUCGCAUGAAAUGUAGCAAAUUUUGGGAGUGCUACGCACUUGUAAUUAUCACCACGGGAAAUGCUGAGGUAAGGGACAUCCUGCGACGAGUGCGUAUGCCUCCCACGCUUCUAUGUCGUGUUUCCAAAUUCCACGGCUUCCUAACGUUUGUUUCGUCGGAGCCACAUUUUGUCAUAGAGGCUCAUCGGCAACAUCAGACGGCUGAUCUUCGCCUCGACCGUCCGCGGGAUCAACUAUCGAGCUUCUACUGCAAUCUGCCGCGCGAUCCGCUGUCAUUUUCUGAGUGGCCAUUUGCCGCCGUGCUAUACCAAGCUCGUAAGUUGGCUUUACAGGAAAAAGCGUCUCUAAAACCCUUGAAUCGUGAGGUACUGCGUCACCAUAUUAGCUUAAUGCAGGAUGAAUUGUCAAAAAAUGGCCAAAGUCCGAAUCUUUCAGAAGCCUACCGAUUCGCAUAUCUCGCAUUGCAAAACUCACAACACAUACCAGAAAACGUACGGGAGUGUCUUCUACUUAAAGAUAAGCCUUGUACAUUGCCAUAUAACCAGAAUUUCCAGAAUUUAUUACGAGCGUUAUGCAAGUAUAUGUCGCUUCCUCAUAGCGACGGUCAACUUCCUGUUUCUGGAGCUAUUCCAGAUAUGGAAUCCAGCUCCAAGAUUUAUAAUGCCCUACGCCGGACUUAUAUGGAAGUUGCUGCAACCGACGCUUCGAUCUUUGGCAGUUUGAUUCUUCCAAUAGCACCACAAUUCCCUCUUGAUCAAAUCAACCUUUUUUGCAAAAACUCUCGACAUAUUAGGGUUGUUAGUCCGGUGAAGAAUAUCUCGACCCUUUAUGACUUCCAGGGGCCGAAAAGUAAUGACACUCCUCCCGUUUUGGUGUUCAGGAGUUUGCUAGAUAUGCCAAACGAUGAAACGCUUGAUAAAGAACACAGGUGGAAAUACUAUCCAGUCAUUUCAGCGAUGGCUGGCUUUGUGGCUCAGGAAACUACAAAAAUUCUUACUCAUCAAUUCGUUCCAAUAGAUAAUACUAUGGUUUACAAUGGCAUGUCUAAUGAGGUAAGUGUAUUCAGAAUAUGA